This is a messenger RNA of Brettanomyces bruxellensis, 2190 nucleotides long. RefSeq lists its product as uncharacterized. The coding region runs from base 1 to 2190 and encodes 729 amino acids. Gene Ontology annotation, molecular function: protein binding. NCBI's taxonomy places the organism in Eukaryota, Fungi, Ascomycota, Pichiomycetes, Pichiales, Pichiaceae. The record is from RefSeq and is a predicted model, not a curated record. The transcript has a single exon.
AUGACUGAGGAGAGGUCGCAGGAUAAGAGCUCAGAAUCAUCGAAUGUGGAAAAACAAGGUGGGUUGGCUACAAAAGUGGUUGCUACAGCUUCCACAUUAAUGGGACCUCGGCUCAAAGGGCUGCCGGCAGUAUUUCGGAACCAGAUGUUUCAGAAGGCGAUCAACAAUGCAUUGGGAGAUGAGCAAAGGAAUGAGAAGCUGCUGAAAAAGCGUGGAGGAGAGAUCAGAGUUGAGAUGCUAACAAAGCAGCUUAGGCAGGAGAGAAAGCUGCGAGGCAAGGCAUGGAAAAGGAAGGAUUUUGAUGUUUUAUCGGACGAGAUGCUCCAGGCGAUCCCGGGUGAGGAAGUAGGUGAAGACAUGAGUGUUGAAAAUGAGAAAGGAGAUGUGAGUAACAGUGAUAAAAGCAACAAUACCAACAGUAGCAGGAGCAGCAGUAACAACGACAACGACAGGGAGAGUGCAUUUUCGCUUUUCCAAGGUUUUACGGCCACUAUUCCGGGAGUUGACGAUGAGCUUGAGCAGAUAAAGCAGGGAUCAUCUCGAUUACUCGAGUUUGAUGCAGGAAACGGCAGCCUGGUGACAAACGGGCCGCUCAAAUUGGGCAGCAUGCUUCCACCAAACGUGACAGAGUACAAGAUCCGGCAUUCCGGGAGCCGAAAACAGCUCAAGGGCUUCAAAGAGGAUAUAAACUACCGGUUGGAUCUCUUGGAAAUACGCAAGGGACUCUCUGCCAACGAGAUAGACGAGAUCGAUUCGAAGAUUGAUUGCUUGUACAAGCAGCGGAAGCUUGUUUUUGACCGUAUAUCGUCUUUCGAGAGGGGCCAGAGCUAUCUUGAAGACCAGCUUUCGGCAAUAGAGGCACGUUUGCAGGCUGCUGCGGUAGAGAGAACCGAAAGUGGAAGUGCGUCUGACGAUAAUGCGGAUGAUUCUGGUAGCGGUAUUAGAUUGAGCAAUGCUGCAUCAAAACUAAGCAAUAACACAUCAAAACUAGGCAAUGCCACAUCAAAUUUAAGCAAUAACACAUCAAAAUUAAGCAAUGCUACACAAUCAAGCUAUCGUGCUACAGCUAACGGAAACGUUGCUGGAAUGAGCAGGGUGUCUUUGAGCAACAACAGCAGUGAUAAAAGCCCACCUGGCUUUUUUGACGCCGAGGAAAUUGCCCCCUCCCAGAUUCGAAAGCACAAACCAACCCUGCAAAAGUACUUCAAGCCAGGGGAGAGGAUCAGCAGCUUCAAAGCGCAUGAUGACUCGGUCACGUGUCUCCUUUUCGAUGAGCCGUUUGGGAAACUCGUGACUGCGUCACGUGACAGCACGGUCAAAGUAUGGAAUUUGUCAUCGGAGAAGUGCAUCGGCCAACUUAAAGGCCACCUGACCAGCGUGCACAGCCUGGCUCUGGAUGGCGGGGUGGUGGCUACCGGGUCGAUCGAUGCGACGGUCAAGCUGUGGGACCUGACCCAGGCGGGCAACCCGUGUCUCAUGAAAAGUUUGGAUGGGCACGUGGACGAGGUGACGGCCCUCGGGAUGUCGUCUGGCGUUUUGGUGAGUGGGUCUGCGGAUAAAACGAUCAGGCAAUGGGACGUGCGGACGGGUAGAUGCGUCGCGACUAUCGACGUGGUCUGGGCGGUGAACAGUCGACGCGACGAUUCCCGGAUUCUUGACACGAGUUUCAGUUUUUCCAGACCCGGCAAUCUGGCAAGGAUGCCUGCCAUGGCAACGGGCUGGGAUCAGUCCCAGUAUCCAUUCACUGCUGCAUUGCAAUGCUUCGAUGCAGCCUUGGCAUCCGGCGGUUCCGACGGAAUCGUCCGGCUUUGGGAUUUGAGGACCGGCGAGGUGGUGCGGCAACUUUUGGGCCACACGGGACCAAUCACAAGCCUUCAAUUUGAUGACACGUGUCUUGUGACCGGGUCUGCAGACAGUACUGUUCGGAUUUGGGAUCUUCGCACUGGGAAAAUCAUCGACUCCUUUUCCUACGAUUCGCCAAUCACAAGUCUCCAGUUCGACUACAGCAAGGUUGUGUGCACGAAUGGCUGCAAUACGGUCAAAAUAUAUGACCGGAUAACUGGCCAACAUCGUGAGUGUGGUCCCGGUUUGGAGAAUACUGCAUCCUCAAUCAUCAACUUUGCCAGAUACAGCCAGGGGUAUCUGGUUGAGGGCCGGCGGGACGGAACCGUCGGUAUCUGGGCCAUCUAG